AAAAUCUCUGGAAACCACAGAUAGUGACGCAAUCCGCAAAGAAAAAAAGAAAGAAAAAAAAAAACAUGUGACGUAGAGGGCAAGAUGGCGGCUCCCCUCGCCACGAUGAAAUUUUGGAAGCCGGGGUCUGAGGCACCGGGGAUCUCAGAGGAGCGGGAGCUCAACACAGAGACCACCGGCUCCCCCAUCAUAUUCAACCCGCACACCGCCCUCUCUAUAGAGAAACAACGACAGAAACUCCCUGUUUUCAAGCACAGAAACAACAUCUUGUACUUGGUGGAGAGUUACCAGACGGUCAUCAUAGUUGGUGAAACAGGAUGUGGGAAGACAACACAGAUACCUCAGUACCUGCUGGAGGCUGGCUGGGCAGCAGAGGGGAAGGUGAUUGGAGUGACACAGCCUCGGCGUGUGGCUGCUAUCUCUGUUGCAAACCGUGUUGCAGAGGAGCGGGGGGCCCUGCUGGGACAUGAGGUGGGGUACACCAUCCGAUUCGAUGACUGUUCUGAUCCCCAUGCCACAAGGAUCAAGUUCCUUACAGAUGGCAUGCUGGUGCGGGAGAUGAUGGCCGAUCCUCUUUUGAAAAAAUACAGUGUGUUGAUGCUGGAUGAAGCACAUGAGAGAACCCUGUAUACAGACAUAGCCAUUGGUCUACUCAAGAAGAUUCAGAAGAAGCGGCGAGACCUGCGGCUGAUUGUGGCCUCCGCCACUCUGGAUGCCAAGAAAUUCCAUGACUUCUUCAACCUGAAUGAGACUGCGGAUCCGAACAAGGACACGUGUGGUAUUCUGACAGUGGAAGGACGCACCUUUCCAGUGGACGUCUUCUACACUGUCAGUCCUGUCCCAGACUACGUGAAAGCCACAGUAGAGACAGUGAUGAAGAUCCAUGAGACAGAAGAUGAUGGAGAUGUCCUGGCUUUUCUAACUGGACAGGAAGAGGUGGAGAAGGUGGUGUCGCUGCUGCAGGACCAAGCUAGGUCUCUGUCACGAUAUGGCAUGAAAAAACAUCUGAGAAUUUUGCCCAUGUACUCUGGUCUACCAUAUGCUGAGCAAAUGAAGGUCUUUGAGAGGGCGCCUUCCUCUGUUCGCAAGGUUGUGGUGGCUACUAACAUAGCUGAGACCUCCAUCACUAUAAAUGGAAUCGUAUUCGUCAUCGACUGUGCGUUCGUGAAGCUGCGAGCCUAUAAUCCCAGCACUGCCAUUGAAUCACUGGUGGUCACCCCCAUCUCCAAAGCUUCAGCCAGUCAGAGGGCUGGGAGAGCCGGAAGAAACCGACCUGGAAAAUGCUUUAGACUUUACACAGAGGAGGACUUUGAGAAACUGCCUGCCUCUACUGUGCCAGAGAUGCAGCGCACCAAUUUGGCCCCUGUCAUCCUGCAGCUCAAAGCAUUAGGCAUCGACAACGUGCUGCGGUUCAGCUUCCUUUCUCCUCCUCCAGCUCAGACCAUGGUCCAGGCUCUGGAACUUCUCUACGCUCUGGGAGGUUUGGACCAUUACGGCCGUUUGACCGAUCCCACGGGUGUGCGGAUGGCAGAGUUUCCUCUCAGCCCCAUGUUUGCCAAGAUGCUCCUGGAGUCAGGGAACUUUGGCUGCUCCAAAGAGAUCGUUACCAUAGCAGCGAUGAUGCAGAUUCAGAAUAUAUUUGUUGUGCCACCCAAUCAGAAGAAAGCUGCCGCCCGAGAGCACAGGAAAUUCGCAGUCGCUGAAGGAGACCACCUCACCAUGCUGAAUGUGUAUGAAGCGUUCAUUAAGCACCAGAAGAGCUCCCAGUGGUGUCAGGAACAUUUUCUCAACUACAAGGGUCUGCUGCGGGCCGUGACUGUACGAGAGCAGCUGCGGCGUCUCAUGAACAAGUUUAAGGUGCCACGGACUUCCAGUGAAGGUGAUCCUGAUGUGAUCCUGAAGUGCAUUGUAUCUGGGUUUUUCGCUAAUGCAGCCCGCAUCCACCAUUCUGGUUCCUACAGGACUUUACGAGAUGACCGCGAGCUGCACAUCCACCCCAACUCUGUGCUUUUUGGAGAAAAACCUCCAAAAUGGGUUGUCUUCAAUGAAGUGGUGCAGACAUCAAAAUACUACAUGCGCGAUGUGACUGCUGCUGAGUCGUCCUGGUUGGUUGAGUUGGCCCCUCACUUUUACAAGCAGGCCAAGCAUGGUUCACUGGCCAGCAAGAGAUCCCGGGUCCUCUAAGUCUUGCCAUCAUUUCACCACAAUAAGACAGGAAGACUCAUUGAACUAAAUGGAGAAAAGCCCUCUCAAGUUGCCACUGUGCCCCUCUCCACUUCAUUGUAUAUAAAGAUGUAAUAUAUAUUUAUUGUCCAUGUCCACCUGCACAGCCCUUCCACCCUAUGUGGCCAUGCUCGAAUGGGAUUAAGUGGAUAUAUUUUUAGUGCUGAUGUUAACACAUGUGACUUGCUUCGUUUGAAUGUGUCUGUCUUCCUUUUUGGCAGCGAUGUAGUUUAUAUAUGAUCCGUGAGAGUAAAUGAUGAUGAAUGUGAGAUGAGUCCAGGCUGUGCCUGAUGUGUUCAUUCACGCAUGGUCAUAUAGUUCAUUCAUACUUGUACAUAGUCAGAACAUCCUGAGGUCCAGGGAACAACUCCUGUGCCAGAGGCCUGUCCAUACCUGGUUCUACCUGGCUUCAUUAUUUUUUUAAUUGCUGUAUUUUUUCCAGUUGCAUGAUAAAUAAUGGAAGAUGAUGAAAUGUGAGGAUGUUUCCCUUUGAGAGACUUAUUGUUUAGUGUUUUUGGUUAAUUUGCUCACCCCAUACCCUGGGUGCCUUUAUGUUUUUAAUUGGUUCACUUUAACUUUAGUUUUGAUCUCUUAAACUUUCUGUUUGUAGUGGUAUAUAUUUUCAGACAUGGAGAGGGAAAUGCAUUUCUUUAUAUAUAUAUUUUUUCUUAGUCAACUUUCAGUUUUUACAUCUAACAAUGAUACUGUGAAAGGAGUGCUUUACUUUUGGAUCCUCGUUUUCCAUUCUGGAUUGCCACUUAACUACAGUGUAGCUCAGACAUAGUGGCCUUGUCACCACUCUGUGCCAGUUUUCUUUAUCAGCCUAUUUCACAUUUCAUUUUCAGAUGGAAUGUGCAAAUACACCCAAGCAUUGUAAACGAAAAGCUGUGAAAUCAAAACUACAAAUGAAGUGCCAUUUCCUGCUGUGAUGACAUAAAGUGCAUUCAGACAUGCAUCCAAAGCCUCAAAGAAACAGUAGCAUUUAUCAGAUUCCAGCCAUCUCUUUGGCAUCACAAUUGCCUUUCCUCUUAUGGUUUGUCUCACUUUUCAUCAAGGCAGUAUUGUUCUUUUCUUUCCAUGUUACCAUCCACGUCUAGCUGGUGUUCAGUAAAAUGGCCGGUUACAGUAUUUGUGAUUUCCAUUCCACAUAGACUGCAUGUGUCCUACCGCUCUGCUUUUGUCUUAAUUUGAACUUUAUGGUUCUGUUUGUCUUCAGAGGUACUUGGCCCUGAAAGUGUCAGUGAGCAGUAUAUUAAAAGGUUUGUCAUUUUACUCUGCUGGGAUGUACUUUCAAACCAGUAAGGUCACUGUCACCCCAUUUUACUUCUGCCUGCAUGGUCUUUCGUAGAACUUGUUCUUGAGGUUACGACUGUAGAUUCAGUGAACCUGUAAUCAAACCACAGAACAACACACCAUACAGUAGAUAGGUAAACCAACUCAAAUUAGAUGGAUAUACAAAAGUACCUUUGCAUGUUAAAUGGUACUCUGAUGUAGAUCUAUACACUUAAGAACACCUCGUAGACUUGUUGCAAAUGAAAACAUUUGCGAGAUGACUUGUUUAUUCUCAUUUGUGCUGAUACUUCAGCGUAUGUAUGCAGCCAAAGCAGUAAUCUGUAGACCUGUGUAAAUGCUCACCUCUGAGAUAAAAACUCACCUGCCAUUUCUUCCUCACAUCCUCAAAUAAAGCCUUAUUGUCAUGCA
Molecule: messenger RNA, 3924 nt
Organism: Seriola aureovittata
Lineage: Eukaryota; Metazoa; Chordata; Actinopteri; Carangiformes; Carangidae
Gene: dhx35
Product: DEAH-box helicase 35
Exons: 21
Coding region: 85-2184 (699 amino acids)
Cellular component (GO): intracellular anatomical structure; catalytic step 2 spliceosome
Molecular function (GO): RNA binding; ATP binding
Source: RefSeq, a predicted model, not a curated record